This is a messenger RNA of Cladocopium goreaui, 2621 nucleotides long. The record is from the annotation of a GenBank genome assembly. Lineage: Eukaryota; Dinophyceae; Suessiales; Symbiodiniaceae.
AUGGGCGAGUUGGCCGCAGGCUAUGUGGACUGCGGCACCUGCCUCUGCGUAGCGCAAGAGACAUGUAUCUUGUGCCCGGGAGCAUGGACCAACCCAACCGACGAGGGACAGAUCGUCUCCAAGCCUUCGUCGGUGCCAUACUGCCCAGCAAGCUAUGUGGUGGAUUGCGGCACCUGCCUUUGCGUCCCGCAGUCCUCGUGUCAGUACUGCCCCGGCGCUUGGUCCGGUGGCUCCGGUGGGUCCAGCACCCCGCGGCCCACCCCGGAGAUCGUGGCGCGACCCUCCACGGUGCCCUUGGCCGAAGUUGUUCGAAAUGUGCCGUACUGCCCUGCCAGUUACGUUGACUGUGGCACGAGCUUAUUCCUCCACGCCAGUGCAUCCUGGCCCUGCCUUGCCUGCUCCUCCGCGACCAUCGCUUGGACACAUCAACAGCAGACCAUCGGUGGUAAUCGGUUGCCCUGCAAGCUAUGUCGAUUGCGGCACCUGCCUGUGUGUGCCCCUCACGUCUUGCCAAUGGUGCCCAGCCAGCUAUGUGGACUGCGGCACCUGUCUGUGCGUUCCUCAAACCACCUGCCGAUGGUGUCCUGCCCAACCCCAGUGCCCGCACCCAGUCCCAUCCAAAGCCGACCAUCUACGGUGCCGGGAUGCCCGGCGAGCUACAAGGACUGCGGCACAUGGUCCACCAUGCCAAUCCCGGCACCAACACCAGUCCCCACGGGACCCAUCCAGAGCCGACCCUCGAGAAUUCCAGGGCCACCUGUCAGUAUUGCCCUGGUGCCCGUGGCCCACGUCGCCUGGAAAACGAGCACGGCUUUGAAGGAAGCACAAGAAAGGAGCACCAAAGUGAUCAUGUGUUUUGAUGUGAAGCCACGGCUUCCAAAGACUCACAAAGAGUGUACAGAUGCACUUAUUCUUAUGUUAUUUGUGGCUUGGGUCCGCACAGAUCAGGAUCACUGCGAGAGGCCAUUGAUGGAAGAACUCAAAGGGGUCAAGCUGCGGCCAACCGAAACCAAGUUGAGGCAACGUGAUGGUCAAGUACUGAAGGAGAAGCGGUCAGCCGAUGGCAUUGAGCAAGAGGUGGUGGGUCAAGAAGCGCCGCCGCAGUACAUGCAAGACCAGGCCCUGGGCCUUUCGCGCCUCGCGGGGAAAGUCUUCGAUGGACAGCGCUGGGUGGCAUAUGAGGUCUCAGACGCGGCCGCUGCGCUGAACGGCGCCACGGCGCUGCUGAGAGUAUUGACCUACAACGUGUGGUUCAGCGACUUCCGACAAAAAGAACGGGCAAAGGCGCUCUUCGCCAUCUUGGAGGAUGCGGAUGCGGACAUCAUCUGCUUGCAAGAGGUGACGCCCUGCUUUCUGACCUGGCUACGGCAGGAGCCCUUCGUUCAAGAGGGCUACGUGCUGUCCGAUGUGCUCGGCACCACUUUACAAGGUUCGGAGUUGGCCUAUGGCGUGCUGCUGCUGCUGAAGCGCACCCUGCACGCCACUGAGCUCCAGUUGUGGCAGCUUCCCUCACGCAUGUGCAGGUCACUGUUGGUGGCAAAGCUUCCCAUGGAGGAUGUGGAACUGUUGGUGGCAACAGUGCAUUUAGAGUCGAAUUGUCAAGAUCUUCGCCGGGAACAACUGAGGCAGAUCCUUCGAUAUUUGGAUGCUCCCACAAGCCAUGUGAUCUUGGCCGGGGAUAUGAACUUUGGCGACUUCGCUGUGGAGGAAGUGGAGCUGCGUCAGGCAGACUACCACGACUGCACAGCUUCUUCGGGACAUACCAUGCCUCGCAACGAUUUCGACGGCAAAGCGUGCCGCUUGGACCGGAUCUACACCCAUGAGAGUGCUGGAGCUGUCUGGCGCCUGGUUCCCUCUGCUCCGCGCUUAUUGGGCACGGAGCCAUUGGACGAAGGUGGAGCUGAAGGUCUGGCAGGCAACAACCAUGGUUGCUUUGAAGAUCCAGGGGAUGCACUAGCAGGCGGCGACAGCGACACGGAUCCGGAAAUGCCUCCCUUGAUUCCCGUGGCCUUCGGAGAAAUACCAUUGCCCAUGAGUCGUUGCCCUUCAGACCAUUACGGCGUCCUUUGCGAUUUCGAAAUAGUGAGACGAAAGGUCACGCAACGUGCUUUGCCCAUGCUUAGCGUGCAAAAAGAUGCCCGCAAGUACAGCCUGCAGACCAGUGAAUAUUCUCCAGGUAACAUCCAUGAAGCCCAUGAGGCUUUGAGAAGGCCCAAGGCGGAACCGGUCACACUCUUCCGCUACCAGGAUUGGUUUGACUGGAUGGUCUUUGCCGUGAUCUUCGUCGUUCUGGUCUGCGUCGAUAAUUUGCUCCUCUUCGGGAAGUAUGGUGGCAACAUGAGUUUCAAGAAGGCAUUGAGCUACAGUUUCUUCUGGCUGAUGUGCGCCGGCGCCUUUAACGGCUACGUCUAUUGGUCCCGUGGGAAGGAAGCAGCCUUCGAUUGGGGUAUGCCCAGCCAGUUACGCCAUAUUUUGGGGGUCAAUUUUGUAGGAUCAAUUUUGGCGCAUACCCUGGGAGAGAAACGUCAGAUCCACUGAGUGGGAGAAGGAGAAUGAGGAGGGAUGAGCGAUCAAAAUGUGUAUGAGGCUUUUGCGGUGCAACAAGGGACCGCAACAAAAGG